This is a messenger RNA of Onychomys torridus (southern grasshopper mouse), 2254 nucleotides long. RefSeq names its product receptor-type tyrosine-protein phosphatase alpha. Gene Ontology annotation, biological process: protein dephosphorylation. NCBI's taxonomy places the organism in Eukaryota, Metazoa, Chordata, Mammalia, Rodentia, Cricetidae. The record is from RefSeq and is a predicted model, not a curated record. Gene Ontology annotation, molecular function: protein tyrosine phosphatase activity. Bases 256 to 1686 code for a protein of 476 amino acids. The transcript has 15 exons.
CUCUUAACCUUUCAGGCUCUCCCUGCUUGUCCUAUCCAGGCCACCUGUGAGGCUGCCUCCAAGGAGGAAAACAAGGAAAAAAAUCGAUAUGUAAACAUCCUGCCUUAUGACCACUCUAGAGUGCACCUGACACCCGUUGAAGGGGUUCCAGAUUCUGAUUACAUCAAUGCUUCAUUCAUUAAUGGCUACCAAGAAAAGAACAAAUUCAUUGCUGCACAAGGACCAAAAGAAGAAACAGUGAAUGAUUUCUGGAGAAUGAUCUGGGAACAAAACACAGCUACCAUCGUUAUGGUGACCAACCUGAAGGAGAGAAAGGAGUGCAAAUGUGCCCAAUACUGGCCAGACCAAGGCUGCUGGACCUAUGGGAAUGUCCGUGUGUCUGUCGAGGACGUAACUGUGCUGGUGGACUACACAGUACGGAAAUUCUGCAUUCAGCAGGUGGGCGACGUGACCAACAGAAAACCACAGCGCCUCAUCACUCAGUUCCAUUUUACCAGCUGGCCAGACUUUGGGGUGCCUUUUACCCCAAUUGGCAUGCUCAAGUUCCUCAAGAAGGUGAAAGCCUGUAACCCUCAGUAUGCAGGGGCUAUCGUGGUCCACUGCAGUGCAGGUGUAGGGCGCACUGGUACAUUCGUUGUCAUUGACGCCAUGCUGGACAUGAUGCAUUCAGAACGGAAAGUGGAUGUCUAUGGUUUUGUGAGCCGGAUCCGGGCCCAGCGCUGCCAGAUGGUACAGACAGACAUGCAGUACGUCUUCAUCUACCAGGCCCUUCUGGAGCAUUAUCUGUAUGGGGAUACAGAACUGGAAGUGACUUCUCUGGAAUCCCACCUGCAAAAAAUUUAUAACAAGAUCCCAGGGACUAGCAACAAUGGAUUGGAGGAGGAGUUUAAGAAGUUAACAUCAAUCAAAAUCCAGAAUGACAAGAUGCGUACUGGAAACCUUCCAGCCAACAUGAAGAAGAACCGGGUUUUACAGAUCAUUCCAUAUGAAUUUAACAGAGUAAUCAUUCCAGUCAAGCGAGGUGAAGAGAACACAGACUAUGUGAAUGCAUCCUUCAUUGAUGGCUACCGGCAGAAAGACUCCUACAUUGCCAGCCAGGGCCCUCUUCUGCACACAAUUGAGGACUUCUGGCGAAUGAUCUGGGAAUGGAAGUCCUGCUCCAUCGUAAUGCUAACAGAACUGGAAGAGAGAGGCCAGGAGAAGUGUGCCCAGUACUGGCCAUCUGAUGGCCUGGUAUCCUAUGGUGACAUCACAGUUGAGCUGAAGAAGGAGGAGGAAUGUGAGAGCUACACUGUCCGAGACCUCCUAGUCACCAACACCAGGGAGAACAAGAGUCGGCAGAUCCGACAGUUCCACUUCCAUGGCUGGCCUGAGGUGGGCAUCCCCAGUGACGGGAAAGGCAUGAUCAACAUCAUCGCAGCAGUGCAGAAGCAGCAGCAGCAGUCGGGAAACCAUCCCAUCACUGUGCACUGCAGCGCCGGGGCAGGACGAACAGGGACCUUUUGUGCCUUGAGCACAGUCCUGGAGCGCGUGAAAGCAGAAGGAAUUUUGGAUGUCUUCCAAACUGUCAAGAGCCUGCGGCUACAGAGGCCACACAUGGUCCAGACACUGGAACAGUAUGAAUUCUGCUACAAGGUGGUGCAGGAGUACAUCGAUGCCUUCUCAGACUAUGCCAACUUCAAGUGACAGGUGACAAGGCCCACAGACAAGAGAAUUGCCUUUAAUAUUUUGUAAUAUUCUGUUUUGUUAAUAUACCCAAAAUUGUAUAUAUCUUAUAACUGUUUUAGAAAUGGCACAUAGGCUUCUAUUACCUAUUAGGUGGAGAUUUUGUAUGUAAAUGUGUUAGCACUGAUAGUCUUUUUUCCAGUGUUUUAUUGGGGAAUUAAAUAGUGUGAUAUUUGGAUUGAUAUCAUGAAAUCCUCAGCCUGGAAAUUGGGCUGGAUUAUUCUUUGCUUUAAACAUCUUUUCCUAAAGAAGAUAAAUGUAAGGCUCAUUCCAGGUAGCUCGGUGCCAACUGAAACAAAGCACAAAGUUCUCAGAGCUCUUGAGGAAAUGUUGUCUCACUCUCCCCAUGCAGGCCUCUUUCCCUCCCUGUACUGUAAAUAUCCCUCCCCUUUCCAGUCCACCCUCAUCUCCCACCACCUCCACCCAAGUAUCAGCCACCCCAGCAUGGGGAAUAAUGAGACCAGAGCGGUAUCUCUGGCACCACACUAGGGAUCAUCAGGUAAUAAAAACUUCUGAUUCCCUGAGGAAA